Molecule: messenger RNA, 3654 nt
Organism: Ziziphus jujuba (common jujube)
Lineage: Eukaryota; Viridiplantae; Streptophyta; Magnoliopsida; Rosales; Rhamnaceae
Product: putative disease resistance RPP13-like protein 1
Exons: 2
Coding region: 445-3177 (910 amino acids)
Biological process (GO): defense response to other organism
Molecular function (GO): ADP binding
Source: RefSeq, a predicted model, not a curated record
GUACCCAUCUUCUUUUUGUUUGGAUUUUUUGCAAUUAUUGGCACCGAGGGCUCCACAAUUCUCUGGUCAUGUUUCGUCUUGCAAGUUGCCAGGGUCGGUGAGAGAUGUCAAUUAUUCUUUGGAGUAGGACCCCCCUUCCUACCGUGAGUCUGUGACCCCAAGUCCAAUGACAAGAAAUGGUUGAAUUUUCUAACGUGUGAACCCAGACAACAGAAACCGGAAUACGAAAAAGCAGAUAAGAAAAUGACAAAAGAUGUCAGUAGGAUGCUUCCCCUAUGGCAUUGACCGAGUGAGGAAGACUUUGUUAGAACUUAGAUCAGAUACAUAGAUGAUUCUUUGAGUUUCUUACUGCAGAAAUUAAACACUCUUUCAGCAACCAAAGAUAUAGCUUUUUUUCUCCCUUCAACUUUCAAACUUAAAACACCAUUUGUGAGAAACCAAAUUAUGGAUGCAGGAGUGGUGGGUGGAGCUUUCCUCUCUGCUACCCUUCAAGUGCUGUUUGAUAGGAUGGCUUCAGAGGAGUUCGUUGACUUCGUCCGGGGAAAGAGACUCGAUCACAGGCUGCUAGAGAAAUUGAAGAGGAAGAUGUCAUCAGCUAAGGCAGUUCUUAAUGAUGCAGAGGAGAAGCAAAUUGGGAAUUCGGAUGUGAAGAAGUGGCUUGAUGACCUCAAUGAAGCAAUCUAUGAAGCAGAGGACUUGGUGGCACAGAUCAACGCUGAAAUUUUGCGAUACAAAUUGAAGGAUGAAUCUACUGGAAGCAGCUCAAAAAAGGUACUGAACUUCAUCACAGCUAAGUUCUCUUCAUUCAACAGAAAUGUAGAAAAGAAAAUAGCGGGGAUACUUGAGAAACUAAAUGAUAUUUUAGAACAAAAAGAAUCUCUUGGUUUGAGAGAAGCUGCAGGAUGUAGACCUUCAGGAAGAUUACCUGCAACUUCUUUGGUAGAAGCAUCUGGUGUUUUCGGCAGGGAUGGCGAAAAAGAAGCCAUUGUUAACUCAUUGCUGAGGAGUGAUGAUAUUGGCAACAACAUAUCUGUCAUUCCGAUAGUAGGCAUGGCUGGGAUUGGCAAGACCACCCUUGCUCAACUGAUUUUCAACGACAUAAGGGUGAAGGAACGUUUUGAUUUCAGAGAAUGGGUUUCUGUAUCACAUCAAUUUGAUGUUCUCAGAAUGACAAAAGAAAUUUUGCUGACAAUUUCUGGUCUGGCAUAUACAAGCGAGGACCUGAAUCUACAUCAAGUUAAACUGGAGGAGGCUCUGAAGGGUAAAAGGUUUCUGAUUGUUCUAGACGAUGUCUGGAACGACAAUGAUUUUCUAUGGGAUGAGUUCAAGAAACCUUUCAUGUCUGGAGCGCAUGGAAGUUCAAUUAUCGUGACAACACGCAGUAAUCAUGUUGCAUCAGUAAUGCGUAACGUUUCAUCUUAUUGUUUGAAAACAAUGUCUAAGGAGGAUAGUUGGGAAUUAUUUGUAAAGCAUGCCUUCAACAAUGCAAAUCCAUAUGACCAUCCAAAGCUUGAAGAAAUUGGUAGACAAAUUGUCCAAAAGUGCAACGGUCUUCCUUUAGCUGUUAAAUCGCUUGGAAUCCUGUUGAGUCAUCAAUCAAAACUGGAAGAAUGGGAGAACAUACUAAACAGCGACAUGUGGGAGUUGGAGAAUAACAAUAUUCUUCCAGCUCUAUGGUUGAGUUAUCAUUACCUACCUUCACAUCUUAAGCGCUGUUUUGCUUAUUGCUCAAUAUUCCCCAAGGAAUAUGAAAUUAAUAAAGAAGAUUUAAUCAAGUUAUGGAUGGCAGAAGAUCUUUUGCCACACAAAAAUAACAAGAGGAUAGAAGAAGUUGGAGAAGAGUAUGUAAACAACCUUUUAUCAAGAUCCUUAUUUCAGCAGCCAAUAAGUUUGGAUGAUUCAAGUAAUUUUACCAUGCACGAGCUCAUGAAUGAUUUAGCUACAUUCAUAACGAGCGAAUUUUGUUUGAGGUUGGAUGAUAGGUUCAACGCAAAUAAACUUCCCAGCAAGAUUCGUCAUGCAUCACAUGUGAAAGCAUGUGCCUACGACUUGGAGAAGCAUAAUGCUUUGUUAAGAUCCUUGCAUCUGCGAACCUUCUUGUCAUCACAGCAUUUUGGCAACAUACAAUUGCAGAACUUGGUAGUAGCAAACUGGCUGCCAACAUUAACAUGUCUAAGAGCGCUUUCAUUGUCAGGAUAUUCUAUCACAGAGUUGCCUGCCUCCAUAGGGAAGUUAAAGCUUCUAAGGUACUUGGAUUUAUCCAACACUAAAAUCAAAGAGUUGCCUACUGCAAUCUGUACUCUCUACAAUCUGCAUACUCUGCUUUUGAAAGAAUGUGAAGAUCUCAAGUUGUUGCCAACUGACAUUGGAAAGCUCAUCAACUUGCGUCAUCUGGACAUUACGUUCACAGGUAUAGAAGAGAUGCCAUCAGAAAUUGGUAACUUAAAAGAUUUGCAAACAUUAACUGACUUUGUUUUGAGCAAAGACAGUGGGUCUACCAUCAAAUCAUUAGGAGGUCUUCAACAAUUGCAUGGAAGCCUUCGCAUUGCAGGACUUAAAAAUGUUGUUGACGUUGAGGAUGUCUUGGCGGCGAACUUGAAGAUUAAGAAGUACCUUACUGAAUUACGGUUGCUGUGGGGCUAUGAUGAUGAUGCUGAUAUUGAUUGCAACCCCCAAAAGGAUACAGAGAUUCUCAGUGGACUGCGACCUCAUGGAAAUAUCAAGGCACUACAAAUCACAUAUUAUAGAGGUGAGCGAUUUCCCGAAUGGGUGGCAGAUCUUUCAUUCUAUAAUAUAGAGAAGAUACAGCUAUAUGGAUGUAAGAAAUGUCACCACCUUCUGCCAUUUGGGCAACUCCCAUUUCUCAAACAACUUGAAAUUAUGGGAUUUGAUGAACUGGUGAGAGUAGGCGAUGAGUUUUAUUACAGUGAUUGUUCAGUGACUGGUGAGCCAUUUAAAUGCCUAGAACUCUUAAGUUUUAGGUAUUUGCCGGAGUGGCAGGAGUGGUCAUUCAUCAGAGGGCACGUUAGAGGGACUUUUCCUCAACUGAAGGAGCUUGUUUUGGUAGAUUGUCCAAAAUUAACUGGACGCAUAAGUCUACCCAGUACCAUGGAAUCUGUCCACAUUAGCGGAUGUGACAAGUUCGAGUACUUUAGAAAUAUAAGAGCUGAUAUAUAAAUGUAUGUGUCCAUAUAUAUAUUGUACAUAUAUAUAGUAGAGUGCAAUAAUCUGUUUGCAAUACAUGCUGUAAGUAUGGAGCUGGGUUUUGUUGGAUUUGAUUCUGGAGGAGUGCUUGCCAAUCUCUCAUUCAAUACCACUUGGAAUCUCGUCAUCAUCUUCAUUAUGCCAAUUUGUUACUGCAUCCUGUGAGCUCUACUCAAAUAUUGUAGCAUUGGCAUGGAAUAUGUGUCAUGUUCUCUUACUUCAAUAUCCUUCAGGAUCUUAUGGUUUCCAUCAAGACUUUGAUACCGGCUCUCUACUUGAUCUUUUGCAUCGGAUCCAGUUCAGUGUGGUUGAAACAUCUUGGUUUUCUGUGUGAUUUAUGAACUUUAUAAAUAUUUUCAAUUUACUGGAUAACUUUAUUAUGCCAGACAAAUUUCACUUGAUGUAAGUUUCUUGGGAUGCAUAUGAAUGGAUUUUUGUUAUUAUAUUUUA